AUGACGAAGGAGGAGUUCGACGAUUGGCUCGCUGGACGAGGAUUCCUGUGGAAGGAUUGCCCUAGUCCAAACUAUGGAAACCUGAGGAAGGCCACCAGGCAGAAAUGCCUUAGCGGCAAAGAUAGGAGAUGGAAGCUACAGUGCCCUCUUCGCUCCUGCCGGCAACCCGGAGUGGACAGGAAAGCUCAAAAAGGAGAUGGCUCGAACGCUAGAGGUGGACGAGCACACCGUCCAGCAGUGGAAUCAAUGGUUCCGAGGUGUGCUCGUCGAGCACUACACGAACAACGUUGUACAGAUUGGCGGACCGAAUACCAUCGCGCAGGUCGACGAAACAACAUUGUGCGCUGCAAGUACAACGUUGAUCGUGUCAUGCGCAAGGAUUGGCUCGUCGGUGGCAUCCAGGACGGUACGAAAGUGGUCUUCAUUGAAAUCGUCGAUAAGCGCGACGCAGCCGCCCAGGAAAGAAUCAUCCGGCAGACGUCGCUCCAGGGGGAACCGUUCGGACUGAUAUGUGGAGUGGUUACAAUAACUUCUCCAAUCUCGCUCACACUCACGAGACGGUUUACCAUAGUGUCAAAUUUGUGGAUCCAGCGACCGGAGUCCACACUCAGCGGAUUGAGGGGUUGUGGUCUAUUCGAAGGACAGGAUCCGCAGACGACACGGCUUCAGAGGCGAUUCCUGGGAUGUCCACUUCUUCGAAGUUUUGCGGAAGUGGCAGUAUGA
Haemonchus placei is the source of this 723-nucleotide messenger RNA. NCBI's taxonomy places the organism in Eukaryota, Metazoa, Nematoda, Chromadorea, Rhabditida, Trichostrongylidae. The record is from the annotation of a GenBank genome assembly.